Messenger RNA from Mya arenaria, 624 nucleotides. RefSeq names its product mammalian ependymin-related protein 1-like. The transcript is spliced from 6 exons. Gene Ontology annotation, molecular function: calcium ion binding. Lineage: Eukaryota; Metazoa; Mollusca; Bivalvia; Myida; Myidae. Gene Ontology annotation, biological process: cell-matrix adhesion. The record is from RefSeq and is a predicted model, not a curated record. Gene Ontology annotation, cellular component: extracellular region; lysosome. The coding region runs from base 4 to 585 and encodes 193 amino acids.
AACAUGUUGAAGGCAGCGUUGGUCGUCGCUUUUGUUGCAGUCUGCUGGGCUCAGACCCCAGUCCCUUGUGAAUCUCCGAAACAAUGGGAGGGGCGACGUGUGCUGACGGAUCAGUCAAAGGAAUUCCAGGAGAUUGCUAAGUACAGUUAUGACGCCACGAACAUGCGCACGCGCGCCAUUGAAGAGAUCCAGGCCGGUCGUGAACGCAACUAUUAUGACGUACUUCACCUUUAUAAAGAGGACAAGGAAUACAGACUGAAUCUGAAAACAAGGCAGUGUAACGUGACGAAGCCCCGCCACCCCUUCUUCGAGACGCGUGUUCCCCCAGGCUCCAAGUUCCUGUUCGAGGCUGAGGCUGGGGCCGCCGGCAUUCCCGGGGAAUCCCUCACCGUCCAGAACUGGGACAUUACAUUCAGUAACCAAGCCAAAUACGCCAUCGCCGUUACUUCCCCCGACUGUGUGCCAAUCUUCGCCGCCUACGAGAGUAAGGAAGUCGGAUUCCUCAUUGAAAACUUCUUCGACAUUCACGCCGGCAUUGCUGACCCCAGCGCCUUCAUCCCACCAAGCGAGUGCGCUGGGCUGUAAUUUGCAUUACUAUGUAGUUCUUGUUUAGAUAGAUAAAUA